Trichomonas vaginalis G3 is the source of this 366-nucleotide messenger RNA. RefSeq lists its product as uncharacterized. The record is from RefSeq and is a predicted model, not a curated record. The coding region runs from base 1 to 366 and encodes 121 amino acids. Lineage: Eukaryota; Parabasalia; Trichomonadida; Trichomonadidae. The transcript has a single exon.
AUGGAUUGCAAUGUCAAACUUGUUUGCAUCUAUAAUUGCAGCGCAGGCAAUAGUGGUGGAUGCUGUGUAAUAAAGUUGGCAUCAACAUUCAAUGUUUCUCACAUCUCUGCAGUGAAAUGCGAAAGUCCCUGUAAAAAUUUGUUCUUCUCAGGUAGCCCAUAUGCUUCAAACAUGAAUAUUUCUUCGUGUAAAGCCACCCGUAGAGAAAUAACUGAUUGGAGCUAUGGAAACCUCUUCAUCAAAAACAAUCAAGCAACUUCAGUAUCAUAUUCCACAAUGAGAAAUAACGAAAGCCCAUGCUCUACAAUUUAUAACGACAAUCUCGUAGCAGAGAACCAUCUUCAUCAUCUUAAUAUUAUGGGUUGA